CCCCCUCCCUCUCACCCCCCUCACCCGCUGGUGUUCAGGAUGAGUGGUUUGGUGUUGGCGUUGGACGUGGUGGUGGUGUUCGUGCUGGCUGUGUUGGUGUUGUGGCGAUACGCUGACUUUAGCCGGCAGCACCGGCUGGUGACGGUGGCCACGCUGCUGGCCUGGUACCUCUGCUUCCUCAUCGUCAUCAUCCUGCCGCUCGACGUCACCACGGUAACCCCUGCUCCCCCCCCCCAUCACCCGCGGUAGCCCCCCCCCUCGUCACCACGGUAACCCCUCCCACAUCACCGCGGUAGCCCCCCCCUCGUCACCACGGUAACCCCUCUCCCCCAUCACCACGUGUGUGUGAGGCCAUGGAGCUACAUCCCCGACGGCAUUUUGCCCGUCUUCUGGCGAGUGGUCUACUGGACGUCACAGUUCCUCACCUGGAUCCUGCUGCCCUUCAUGCAGUCGUAUGCUCGGUCUGGAGCGUUCUCCAUGGCGGGCAAGGUUCGCACGGCUCUGAUCGAGAACGCCAUCUACUACGGCACCUACCUGCUCAUCUUCGGCAGCCUGCUCAUCUACGUGGCCGUACACCCCGGCCUGCGGCUAGACUGGUCAGUUUGCAGAUGGGGGGGAUCACAGGUUGGGCCAACAGAGUGGGGCCUGGGGGGGUUGGUGCUGCUGCUGGGCUAUGGUCUGGUGGGGUUGCCGCGCUGGCACUGGACAGUUGCCACUCUGGCCACACGCUGGCCCGCACAUCACUUCAAAGCUGCCAAGCUGCUGAGGAGAGUGGAGGCUCAGGAGGAGCUCGACGACCUGAUGGAGGAGGUGAGGAAGCUGAACGAGACGGUGAAGUACAACCACCCCCAGAGGAAAAACAUCGACACCAUCCUCCGCAAGUGCCCUGUGGAGUACCAGGAGCGGAUGGGCAGGAGCAUGGAUGACUACGAGGACUUUGAGGAACGUGGAGGUUGCCCCAGUGAGCGCAACCUGGCGCGGCUGCACAAGCAGGUGAUCCGUGCUGCCCAACGCUAUGGCCGUGUGUCGGUACAGUGGACACUGCUGCUGGAACAGGCCUUCUAUCUGGAGGACGUGGCCCGUAACCAGGACAACGCCACCUCCCACUUCGUACACAGCUUCCCCCCCACACAGCCCCGAGGAUGGUUCAGCCGCUACCUCUACACCCCUUGCGUAGAGUGGUACUGGCAGUGCCGGCUGCGGUGUUGGUGCCACCGUGCCCUGGCGCUGGUGCUGGCAGCGUUCUCAGUGCUGGUGGUCUGGUCCGAAUGCACCUUCUUCAGCACCAGCCCCGUAUUGUCAGUCUUCGCCAUCUUCAUCCGCUCUGCCGAGAACAGCCACAACUACCUGCAUGUACAGAUGGGCUGCCUGCUGGCGUUGUUGUUCCUCAGCACGUGUGUGUACUGGACUGUGUUCCGUAUCCGUGUGUUCAACUACUACUACCUGGCCCCACACCACCAGACCGAUGCCUACAGCCUGCUCUUCAGCGGCAUGCUGUUCUGCAGACCCCCCCCCCCGCUCUGCCUCAACUUCCUGGGCCUGAUCCACAUGGACUCCGCCAUCUCACACCAGGCCCACGAGCAGGCUGCCUACACCUCGAUCAUGGGCUCGAUGCGGGUGAUCUCGUUCAUCGCUGAUGGCUUCUACAUCUACUACCCCAUGCUGGUGCAUCUGUGUAUCGCCACCUACUUCAGCCUCGGCACCCGCUGCCUCAAUCUCCUCGGCUUCCAGCAGUUUAUGGGGGACAACGAGAUGACCUCUGACCUGGUGGAUGAGGGCAAGGAACUGAUCAAAAGAGAGAAGAGGAAACGUCAACGGCAGGAGGACGGGGAGACACGGCGCCGGGAGUGGAAGGAACGUUACGGGAACCAGAGCAUGGAGCCCAUCAGGAACCCCGUGGCCCCCCCGAGCCCCCAGAACCCAGCCCCCUCCCCCCCCCACGCGGUGACUCCCCGGGACACGGACAGUUCGGAGCUUCUCCAAGACGUGGAAUCUCUCGACUUCAGGGCCGACCCCGAUGAGCCUAGCUCCGAACACGGCAGGUACCAGCCGGCCGGGAGAUAUCUCUCUAUGUCACGCAGCAGGAUCUUCGAUGAUGUCUGAGUUUGGGACGUGGUGAGGAGGCAGCAGGGGAAGGGGGCAGCCCCCGACCAUCCCACCCACUUCAUCCCCCCCACCCCCUCACUCCCCCACCCCCCCCUCUCCUGCUCGCCCACCACAGUCGAAGCCAGGGGGGGAAGGGAUCCUGUGCCUGAUUCUGGAGUUGGCAGCCCUGCCCUGAGUUUCUGUGGUGCCCCCCCCCCCCCCAGGUGAGGGUGCAUGGUGCCUGUGCUGUGAUUGCUCUCUGUCUGUCUGUCUGUCUGUCGGUCUCUGAUGUAAAGAAUCACUGUAAUUUAUUGCCUGUAAUAAAUGAUUGCCCAGGU
Leucoraja erinaceus (little skate) is the source of this 2423-nucleotide messenger RNA. RefSeq names its product LMBR1 domain containing 2b (gene lmbrd2b). Gene Ontology annotation, biological process: adrenergic receptor signaling pathway. Gene Ontology annotation, cellular component: membrane. Lineage: Eukaryota; Metazoa; Chordata; Chondrichthyes; Rajiformes; Rajidae. The record is from RefSeq and is a predicted model, not a curated record.